Rotaria sp. Silwood2 is the source of this 576-nucleotide messenger RNA. Lineage: Eukaryota; Metazoa; Rotifera; Eurotatoria; Philodinida; Philodinidae. The record is from the annotation of a GenBank genome assembly.
AUGGCUUGUAUUGAUAGAUAUUUACAUAGUUCAGCAAAUGCUAAUAUUCGUCGAUUCAGUUCAUUAAAAACAGCAAAAAUAAUAAUUGCAAGUAUCAUUAUUACAAUCCUUAUCUUAUACAGUCAUAUGAUGGUUUAUCUGAAUAUACAAAAAACAUUGAAUAGAUUUGGAACCAUUUCAUAUUCAUGUAAUUUUCAAAAUAGUGCUUAUCGUACAUUUAUGUCAUUUUGGUAUAUGACAUUCUAUUCACUUUUUCCAUCAUGUUUAAUGAUUCUUUUUGGUUGUCUUACAAUGAACAAUAUACGCAAACGUCGUCAACUUGUUUCAGUAUUAAGCGAAAAUAAUACAAUUAUUCAACGUACAGAUUAUCAAUUAUUAUGUAUGUCAGUAGCUCAAGUACUUGUGAUCAUUAUUACUACUUUGCUACAGACAAUCUAUCAAAUUUAUGCAUCAUUUACAACGAACUUAGUUAAAGAUACACUUCGAAUUGCUCAAGAAAAUUUAGCCAAUAAAACAUCGGGUGGAAUGACUUAUUUUAGUCAUUCAACUAGUUUUAUUUGUUUAUAUUAUCAGUAG